UCUUUAUCAUUAAGCAAAAUAUAAGUCCUUCACAUUUAUAAACGAAUAUGAGUUUCGCAAAUCUCACCAAACCCUUUGAUAACACCUUACUCAACAAUAUUAUUACAAACGCUGCCCAGAUGAACGAAAGUAACCUUACACCUGGACGUCGUCAUUUACGGAAAUGGUUGGGUAAACCUUUUCGUGUGGUAAUAAGCGACGGCAGAGUCCUGGUCGGAUAUUUUAAUUGUACCGAUAAGGACGCCAAUGUUGUAUUAUCUAUGUGCGCAGAAUAUUUGGAGGAGGGUAAAGAUGCUCGAAUUUUGGGUAAUGUCAUGAUUCCCGGCAAACAUAUUGUGUCAGUCUCAGUCGAUUUGCCUAAAGAUGAAGCUCUUGAAUCGUAAUAUCUAUUUAAAUGUA
Messenger RNA from Glossina fuscipes, 399 nucleotides. It is a transcript of the gene Sbat, whose product is annotated as N-alpha-acetyltransferase 38, NatC auxiliary subunit. Gene Ontology annotation, molecular function: RNA binding. The record is from RefSeq and is a predicted model, not a curated record. NCBI's taxonomy places the organism in Eukaryota, Metazoa, Arthropoda, Insecta, Diptera, Glossinidae. The coding region runs from base 48 to 383 and encodes 111 amino acids. The transcript is spliced from 2 exons. Gene Ontology annotation, cellular component: NatC complex.